This is a messenger RNA of Schistosoma curassoni, 398 nucleotides long. Lineage: Eukaryota; Metazoa; Platyhelminthes; Trematoda; Strigeidida; Schistosomatidae. The record is from the annotation of a GenBank genome assembly.
AAUCAGAGAAGGAAAAUGAAAAAAUGCACCCAACCGAUUUAAAAGAGGAAAAAGAUGGAGCAUUUUAUGCUAAUGCCCCUCAAAUAGGUCCCGAAGUUGAUGAUCAUCGUCCGAAUCCUGAUGACUCUCGACUACGCAUUCAACCUCCCAGUGGUGUCGGCAUUCCACAACCUCCCGUGCCUCACGAUCGUCUUCCGAAAACUGGCGGCAUUCCCCAACCUUCCGUAUCUCGCGGUCGUCGUCCGAAUACUGGCGGCAUUCCUCAACCUCCCGUAUCUCGCGGUCGUCGUCCGAAUGCUGGCGGCAUUCCUCAACCUCCCGUAUCUCGCGGUCGUCGUCCGAAUACUGGCGGCAUUCCUCAACCUCCCGUAUCUCACGGUCAUCUCCCAAAUGCGUGA